Messenger RNA from Exophiala xenobiotica, 1925 nucleotides. Its product is annotated as adenylosuccinate synthase. Lineage: Eukaryota; Fungi; Ascomycota; Eurotiomycetes; Chaetothyriales; Herpotrichiellaceae. Gene Ontology annotation, biological process: IMP metabolic process; 'de novo' AMP biosynthetic process. The transcript is spliced from 2 exons. The record is from RefSeq and is a predicted model, not a curated record. Gene Ontology annotation, molecular function: adenylosuccinate synthase activity; GTP binding. The coding region runs from base 184 to 1560 and encodes 458 amino acids. Gene Ontology annotation, cellular component: cytoplasm.
GUCGAAAUGCCUCAACUGCAAACGUGAACUGAAUCGUUCGUUCUCAAAAGCACAGCUACAUUCCCUCUUCCCUCUUCCUCAGCGCAAUGCGCACUUGACCCAGCUUACAACCUUUUCUUCCUAUCUUCACUUUCAUUUCUUCCGUCCGCCUCUCCUCUCCUCUCCGCCAUACCGAUUGUCACCAUGCCUGUCACCCUUGUACUUGGCUCCCAAUGGGGCGACGAGGGUAAAGGCAAACUCGUGGACAUUCUCGCUUCAUCGGCCUCGAUGGUCUGUCGCGCCGCUGGUGGCAACAACGCCGGACACACAAUAGUCGUCAACGACGUCACCUAUGACUUCCACAUCCUCCCUUCAGGCCUGAUCAACCCAUCCUGCAACAUCAACCUCAUUGGCACUGGCUGCGUUGUACACAUUCCGAGCUUCUUCAAGGAGUUGAAAGCACUAGAGGAGAAGGGACUGCAAGGCGUCCGGGACCGCAUCCUCAUAAGCGAUCGAGCGCACGUCUGUUUCGACCUGCACGGAGUCGUCGAUGGCGCGGCAGAGGACAAGAGCAAGAGCAUCGAAGGAGGGAAGGGCAUGAUCGGCACCACGCGUAAAGGCAUCGGCCCGUGCUACAGCGACAAAGUUGCCCGUCGCGGUGUGACGUUUUGGAUGCUUGUCAACGAGGAACAACGGUGGGAGAAACGCCUGCGCGACCUGGAAGCCAACUAUCGCAAAUUGUACGGCGACGCCGCGCUACAGGGCUACGACGUCGAGGAAGAGAUCAAGAAGCUGCGCGGCUUCCGUGGCGAAUUGCAACAGUACGUCGUCAGCCAGACACCAUUGCUGGCGCAGGCAGUCGGACGAAAAGGCGUCGCGACAGCCAGUUCGAAUGGUGCAGACGCGGCUCAGACGCCCAACAUCUUGAUCGAAGGCGCCAAUGCUCUGCUCCUCGACAUCGAUCACGGUACCUACCCGUUCGUCACGUCCAGUAACACCGGACUCGGCGGCGUCUUCACGGGCCUGGCAGGCUUGAGCCCGCAAUCGCUUUCCGCGCCCGGCAGCAACAUCGUCGGCGUGGUCAAAGCCUACACGACGCGAGUCGGCUCAGGGCCCUUCCCGACCGAACUCGAUGCCAAGAUCUCCCCCGUCGACGCCGACUACGGCGAGCGGUUACAGCGCGUCGGCCGCGAAUUCGGCGUGACCACGGGCCGGAAACGACGAUGCGGCUGGCUCGAUCUCGUGCUGGUCAAAUACUCGGCGGCCGUCAACUGCUACACGCAGCUGAACCUGACCAAGCUCGACGUGCUGGAUGACUUUGACGAGAUCAGGGUGGCCACCGGUUACGAGGUCGACGGUCGGGUUUUGGACGAUUUCCCCGCAGACCUGGACGCCAUGGAGAGGCUGAAGAUUGUAUACAAGACGUUCCCCGGCUGGCAGACGAGUACGACCGGUUGCAAGUCGUUCGAGAGUCUUCCCAAGCAGGCUAGAGAGUACGUCGAGUAUAUUGAGCAGGAGGUCGGCAUCCCCGUCAAGUGGAUCGGCACAGGCCCUCGUCGAGAAGACAUGAUUCUGAGGUAAUCCGGCUUAAGGGGAUACCAAUUUCAUUGAAGAGAGGUCGAAUUCUUACCUAGGUAGGUAUGGACACCAAUUUGGCUUUGAUAGAGAAAACGCACUGUUACAGGCAUUAUUGUGGGUGGGAAGUCCUCUAGCAUGCAAGAAAGGUAGAGCCACUACGGAGUAGGCUCCCAUGAUAGAAUUGUCAUGCAACAUGACCUACACACUUGCUAUGGUUCUGACAGUUGACCUUGCGGUGUUUAAGCCCUCCGCCCAGGCUAUGCCAGUCCGAUGAUGUCCCGCGCAACUAGACCUUCCAAGUUCAACUCCACGCUGAAUAGAUUGGGGGUAUCACUCGCAUUGUAUUGCUUCGCUUCGCUUCCUCUUCU